This is a messenger RNA of Anopheles moucheti, 9134 nucleotides long. Its product is annotated as neurobeachin-like protein 1. Lineage: Eukaryota; Metazoa; Arthropoda; Insecta; Diptera; Culicidae. Bases 1 to 8286 code for a protein of 2761 amino acids. The transcript has 20 exons. Gene Ontology annotation, molecular function: protein binding. The record is from RefSeq and is a predicted model, not a curated record.
AUGGAUUCCAGAAAAGAUAUCUACAACCUUUGGGUGCAAUACACGACGAAGAACGAGGAAUCUUACUUUCGCCAGUUCAUAGCAGGGUUUGUCAGUAUAUGGCACUCCCAGCUGCAGCUCGACUUCGAAAACGCCCCCCGAUGGGACAAGGUGGCGCCGGAUCUCGGUCCACAUUUGAGUCGCCUGCCAGACGAGCUGCUACCUGCGAUAGAAAAGUUUCUGAUAAUCGCACGAGAUGGCUGUGAGAAUGUAAGCAGUGCGCGUGAUAGUUCGAUGAGCGAAAAUGUGCUGCUGGUCCAAUGUCUGACCGUAAUUUGUCGUCAUUUCGAAAACAUUUCCUCCGUCAUCAACUCCAGCAACAUUUCCAGCUGUAUCGCCAUUUCUAAUUGUAUUAUAACACAGCUUAACAAGGAGCAGCAAUCCAUCGACCCGGAAGCGGAUGUACUGUUUGUGAAAAGUGUGGCCCGACUGCUGGAAGUGCUGUACGAUCCGUACUUGACGUGGAGAAGCUAUCUGCGCGGUGAACACGCCGAUUACGGUAGCUUGAGCUACAAAAUAUCUCAACUGCAACCGGAAAUAGUGCCAUUUAUAUACGAUUGCUUCCAGAGCGGUAAAGCUACCAAGAACGCGCGUAUUGGCGUGGACUUGGUCCACAUUCUCGGUGCAGUCAUUGCGGGAUCUCAGGGAGCUUUACUUAACGUUCCGCUACCUAAUGUCAAUUCAUACUAUUUAAAUAAUCCGGUCGGUGAAGGAAACGAACAUGUUUCGCACAAUGGGCUCCGUGCCAUAAGCCCUGCAACAGUUACCAUCAUUAUAGAAGUAAUUUGUAAAUGGGAAAGCGACGCUGAACUUCGGGCACUGAUGCUCCAUUGUUUCGCAUUAAUGGCAGUUAUUCUUCAAAAGUCUAGUCCGGAACAGCGUCAAAUUGAUUUGCUGACCAUUUUUCAACUGUACAUAGGUUCGAUACGUGACCUGCUGACGACGGAACACUUUUUGACUAAAAGUUCCUCGAUCGGUAGUUUCGAAUUGUCUCACGACGAUGAUAAUUACAUCGAUGUUGGUGCACUCUGUGCCGCUUUAGCGAUCAUACGCGAAUUUGUACCGGACCACGCAAACAAACUCAUCCUGUGCAAUGCCUUGUUCGAGGCAAAGUUUCUCGCCAAUUUGGUACAGAUUCCGGAACAAGUGAAGAAAUGGAACAUUGAUCAUCAAGCUCUCGGUACGGUGCUAGUAGAAACGCUGCAGAAGUUGUGUUGCAAUUCAGAAAAAAUGCAACACAAUCUGAUGCACACGAAUUACAUCAAUGUGCUGUUUGAUGGCCUGCGUGCUUUCGGCAAACCGUCGUCAAGCCUGAUCAGUCAAUGUUUGGGUUUCGCAUUUGACGAACAUGAUACACGGCAGGCGAACCCCGUGGUCAUCGUAAAGCUGAUAGAAUGGAUUCCGCUAAUGGGAGAAACGGAGCAGAACAUGCUUAGCGAAGUGCUGUUGAAGAAAUGUGCAGCCACUAUGCAAAGCAAGCAACACGUCUGCAGUCAGAAGUCAAUCAAACGAAUCGUGGAUGUUUGCCUCUCAUGUUCGCAACGCUUGUCUUCAAAAUGUGCAAUAAAUCUGCUGAAACUGAUCGAAGAGCUAGCCAAAUAUAGCAUCUAUCCGGCGGAAGUGAACAGUUUGUUCCGCCUGUUGCGCCCCGAGACACAGUUCGAGUACCGUAAGCUACUGCUUGAAACACUGUUGCGCAUAACGCAUCACCGAAGUACGGUGGGUAUCGUACCGGACAAUUUUCUCGACAUUCAAACGAACACGAGCGGCAUAACGAUACCGGAGAUACGCAAAUGGGAAACGACACAUGGUUUCGUGUUUCACGCCUGGCUACGAUUGGAGGAGGAACAUUCGAUAGCGCAGAACUAUCGCCGGCAACUGUUUAGUUUGACGACCAACUACGGUACUGGGUAUGAAUUUUUCAUCCAGAAAAAUGGCAACUUUGUGGUGAGUGUUAUCACGAAGAAGGAAUUCUUCACCGCCACCGUACAGUCGCCCCAGCUGCUCGAUGGCCGUUGGCAUUCGGUGACGGUCAGUGUCGUACCACCGAAGCGGCUGUUUUCGUACCAUCAGAUAAACGUGUACAUCGAUUCGGUGCAAAAGCUUGGAUCGACGAUGAAGUAUGCAUCGUUUGCGGAAGUGUUCUACUACUGCUCGAUCGGUGCACCUCCUGUACCGAUCGAUCUGACUGCAUCGUCGAGCGGCGAGAAGGAGGAGAAAGUAAAACCUUCUGGUCUGUUUCCGAACCUGAUCGAGCGCACAUUCUUCCCGGGGCUGGUAUCGCAAGUGCCGAACUAUUUUACGCUACCAAGCAAAUCUACGUCGUCGCUCGAUCCGAGCGUUAAGUCGUACCCCAUCGGUAUGCAGGACCUUGUGUUCGGUGAAGCGAUCUGUCUGAAGGGACAGCUGGGAACCGUGUUACUGGCGGAUACGAAUGUGAACCUGAAGAGUUUGUUCGAAGCCGGUCCGAAUGUGGCGAACGUGCUGGCAACGGAUAUGAUCGAAUCGUUCGAUAUGGCCUCCAAGUUUGUGUUUUGUUUCGCUCCUAAUGCAUGUUUCGAUGGGCUGUGUUUGGAUCUCGCACCGGGAAAUCAAUACAACGGCCAUCUGGUGGCCAGCGUGGCCAAUACGCUUUCGUUGCAGAACGCUCUGAACGGAAUCGGUGGUAUGGUGGCGUUGUUACCGAUUGUAGACAGCAUAGCGCUGUUGCCGGACUCGGAUAUUCCAUCGGCAAACGAACUGAUAUCGCUUAGCCCAGUAGAAUCGCCCCUGAAGGAGGAACACUUUGGUGAUUGGGAAAUGUUGCAGGUGAACUCAUUGACCGAGGCAAAAAUAAUUCAAAACCCGAUGGCUUGUUUUCUGUGCCUGGUACGCAACUUUAUCAGUGGCAGUGAGCUGAACAAAGAGAACAUGCUGAAAAAUGACGCAAUUGCCAUCAUGAGCACAUUGCUUCAGCGGUGUAACGAGCGACUGUUCGACGUAAAUGUGCUAAUGGCGAUGCAGCUGCUGAUCGAGUCGAUACAGAAUGAAAUGCCGUCCGGAAAUAUGGAGCUGCUGCAUGUGCUGCAUCGCGAUCUGGUGUUUAACUUUCGCAUCUGGGCGAAAGCACAGUUUCAGAUUGUGAUCGGCCACGUACAGUACAUCAGCACCAUUAUCAAGGAUGAUCGGAAAUACUUUCGGCGCCACUUUGGUAUACAGUUUGUGUUGGAUGUGAUACAUGAGCAUUUCACACACAGUACGAACCUUCCAGCGCAGGAUGCAAAGAUGGUGCGGGAGUCGCUGCUGAGGAUCGUCCGGUACUAUAUUCAGAAGGAGGUCAACAUAAAGGAGAUAUCGGCGGUUUUGACAUUCCUCACUACAACAAAGCACGAGUCGACGGUUGGAGAAAUUAUCGAUAUGCUCAUACUGCUGAUUGAAGGAAAACACGUGAAGGAUCAAAUAUUCUUACUUAUGUAUGAGCCACACAUGGCAGAAGCGAUGUACAUGCUAUUUAUCGAUCGUCAUUUUGGCAGCGAAGUGCACACGAAGCUUAUCAAAUUCAUCACUGGUAUGCUGUGUACCAAGAGAAUAUCGGCGAAACAUAAGGCAGCGUUAAGACUGUACGAUACAACCAUCGAAUGCCAUAGCCUUUAUCCCGGGUUGUUCUCUUUUAUGCUUCCCUUCCAACUGGAACCGCACGUUAUCCUUGGUCUGUUGGAUCUCAAUUUGAGCUCCGACACGGAAAUGGGUUACGCCGGCGCACUGUGUCUUAUGUAUCAUUCCAACCUUUCGGAACUGUCGCUUAAGUUGGAAAUAGCCCGUCGUCUAAUGACGAACACUUUCACGAAACCAAAAGCCCCCCAAAUGAUAGCGAAACAGGUCGGUUGGCAGGAGUCUAUUGCACGGCUGUUGAUAAAGAAACCGGUCGAAAACCGCCCGGAACAGGAAGGAUCCGAGAAGGGUAAGGAAAAUUUGCUCACCGACAUGGACGAGGUAGUAAAGCGGGAAAGCGAAUCGUCCGUGGCUGGAGCGGGUGUUGAUGAUUUGAUCGUGUUUGAUGAAGACAAUCUGGAGCUGCACGUACAGGAAGGCGGUAAGCAACCGAACUCCUUCAUGGCCGAAGCGGCAACGGCAAUUGAGCACGAAAUUAAGGAACUGGCAGAUACGGUCCAGGAAGCGGUAGUAGACAACAUUGCUUCAUCGAUCACGUCAGUUUACUCUGUAAUACGGCAGAAGACGUCGGAUAUACAGGAUACGAUCGGUUCGCUAACACUGAGCUUCGAAGAGUCUGCUGGACGGAAGAAAAAAUCCUCCUUAAGCAGUAGCAGCGAGGAAAAUGUGUCCCUGGACGAGUCAGGAUCGCUUGCUGGAACAGGUUCGAUGGUGGUGGAGGAUCUGCAGUCGACGAAGAGUGCCGAAGAGUUGGACAGUAGUGCGGGAAAUAGUGUUGAUUCGACCAGUGAAAAGUACGCAGAUGAUAACGAGGAAGAAAAUCUCGUUUGUCUAGUGUCCAGCAGUUUGUUUACGAUUUUGUGGCGUGGUGUUGAAAAUUCCAACGAUUCGUGGCAGGAACGGGGUCAGGUGAUGGCCUGCAUCAACCUGAUUGCGCUAAAUAAUGAGCUGUACUGUUCCCACCUGGCAUUGCGGCUGCGAAUACUGGAGAUGGGUGUACAGGCAGCCCUUAUGGAUCUGGCAGAAAAUACACACCUUGCACUAAUCCAUCAGCAAAAUGCGGCCCAACUGUUACGGCUUGCGUACGAUUUGGUUGUGCUGGAUCCGAACGAGGACGAUUCGAAGAAGUGUUCGGUGAAGCUGCUCGACGGUGUCUUAUCGCUGCUGGACAUACUGAUGGUCUUUCAGCAAAGCAGUAGCGAUGAUUGGUCCGAAAUGUCGCAUCUCUGUUUGGGACUGCUGCUAAAGUGCUCGCACAACGCUAAUUCGGAGAUAGUGGCAAUGGCAACGGCGAAGCUGCAUGCGUUGCUGCAGAAUCGCAUCAAUCAAGACCCGGCCGAAAUAGGCUACCUAAUGUACAGUCUCAACCAAGCAAUGUGCAACGCAAUAGAGGUGGACAACUCGGAGCAGUACUCGUUCCUCAUACCGGUAAUGAAGGCGUUGCUGGAGAAAUCGCGCACGGUGCUUGGAUUGGCCACACACACGCCGGAUCUACCGGCGACAUCGUCUGGUCCGAUUUUCUUUCAAGAUUUUCAAACGUACUGUGCUAGUCGCCAGUGGACAACAUUCGUCGAUAAAAAGAUAAAACCACUGUACACAUCGUACCAGAAAGAUCUUUCCAAUACGCUCUGGGAACCGUUAAACACAUUUUGGGCAGAAUGUUAUGAAUCGUGCAAGUUGUCCUCACAACGUCGGGCCAAACUGCAAAUGGAAAGUCGCCGAAAAUUUCAGGAGCGAAUACUGGUACCGUGCAGAAUACGUCAAUCAGAGGAGAAUGCGCGUCUCAGCAUACAGCAAACCCAGCGAAAGGCAAAAGACGCAAACACCGAGCGACGGUGGCUCAAUCUUCAGCGAUUUCUUUACGGGCCGAAGGGCGCUUGGAGCAAACACAACCGAGAGGAAGAGUAUUGGCGACUAUCCCAUCACGAAAAUGUGGCCCGUAUGCGGCUGAAGCUAGAACCGGACCUGUAUCACGAUCCACACACGGCAGCCGCCAAUUUGCGUGACAAUACUACGUCUACCUCGCAGAGCCGCCGAUUAUCAUCGGAGUUCGGAUCAACGUUUGCACCAGCAGCCAUGGGCGAGGAGAAUGCCGAUGAGGAGAUGCUGCUGCUGGAGGAGGAGAUGAGAAACAGUAUGGAGCCGCAAGUCCCGGAAACAUCCGGCAAGGAGAAAAUCGUCAUCUCGCAGGAGUGCGAACUGAUCACCCUGAUGACACGCGUGAAAGGCAGAUUCGAUCUGACUACGAGCCAGAUAAUGUUUACCGAAAUAGCAUCCCUGAAGGACGAUGGCCAGCGACACGAUUUCAAAUGUCCGAUCGGUCAGCUGCGUGAGCUCCACCUGCGGAAGUUUAACUUACGGCGAAGCGCGCUAGAAAUGUUUCUGAUCGAUCAGACGAGCUAUUUCCUGAACUUUACGACACGCACGCGCAACAAAAUAUUCACCAAAAUCCUCAGCCUGCAGCCACCGAACAUUCUGUACGGGUCGGGACGGUCGCCGGCCGAGCUUUUGAAGUCAUCCGGUUUGACGCAGAAAUGGGCGAAUCGCGAAAUAUCAAACUUCGAAUAUCUGAUGCAUUUGAACACGAUUGCCGGUCGAUCGUAUAACGAUCUCAGUCAGUAUCCGGUGUUUCCCUGGAUAUUGGCCGACUAUACGAGCGAAGUGCUUGACCUGAACGAUCCGAAAUCGUUUCGCGACCUCAGCAAACCGAUCGGCGUUGUCAAUACGAAGAACGAAGCCGAAGUAAGGAACAAGUUCGAUGGGUUUGAGGAUCCGUCCGGAAUGAUACCGAAAUUCCACUAUGGCACCCAUUACUCCAACUCGGCCGGUGUGCUGCAUUAUUUGAUUCGGGUCGAACCAUUCACCUCGUUGCACAUCGAACUGCAGAGCGGUCGGUUCGACGUUGCCGACCGUCAGUUCCAUUCGAUUCCGCAAACCUGGAAACUGCUAAUGGACAACCCGAACGACGUGAAGGAGCUUAUACCGGAGUUUUUCUACUUUCCGGAGUUUCUGAAAAACAUGAACCGCUUUGACUUGGGUGUGCUGCAGAUGACGAAGGAAAAGGUAGACGAUGUGGUGCUACCGGCAUGGGCCAAAACGGCCGAAGACUUCAUCGCGAUCCAUCGGCGAGCGCUGGAAUCGGAGUACGUGUCGCAGCAUCUGCAUCACUGGAUCGAUCUUAUCUUCGGCUACAGACAGAAGGGUCCGAAAGCGGUGGAGGCACUGAACGUGUUUUACUACUGCUCGUACGAAGGUGCGGUCGAUCUGGACAAGAUAGCGAACCCGGUUGAGCGUGAAGCCGUGGAAGGGAUGAUAAACAACUUUGGCCAAACGCCUUCGCAGCUGUUGCGGGAUCCACAUCCACGCCGUUUGUCGCUGGAUGAGCUUACGAUUCGUUUGCUAAAGCUAGAGCUAAAGCGACCGGAUAUUACCCUUAUACUUGAUCGCGUGCAAUGCACUGCGUGCGAUUUAUCCACCGACAAGGAUCCAGUCGUUUAUCUGAGCACACCGAAAAGUCCCCCAAGAUCGUUCCUGCAAACCAGCCCGGAUAUGCUAAUCACGGUCACUAAAUCGGGUAUUCUGGGUUGUCACAGUUGGAUGUCGUUCGAUAAAGAGCGAGGAUUUUUGCUGGAAAUAGAUGCCACCACACUGAACCUGAAAAAUCGUAAAAAGUUGAUCGGUCCAUUUCAUCCAUCGGUGACCCUCAACUCAAAACUGUUUGCAGUCAGCGUGGAUGCAAAGUAUAUCUAUGCCGGAGGGAUCUGGGACAACUCAGUGCGUGUUUUUAACAUGGCACGUGGAAAAGUUGUUGCAUCAGCAAUAAAUCAUUUUGAUGUGGUGACUUGUAUCGCUAUGGAUAACUGUGGUUCGUAUCUGGUGACUGGAUCAAAGGACUGUACUUGUGUUAUUUGGUCCCUUAGUACGAACAGUGGCGCCAGUCAACCCACAGGAUCUAAUCUGCAACCCAACACAGCCGCGCUGAAUCAGAACCUAGCCGGAAACGUGGUGGGCAGCGCGAAUGUUGUACAUCUUACCAAUAACCUCACUCCGAAACCGGUACACACGCUGUACGGACAUGACGAUGCCAUAUCUUGUGUAGCCAUCAUGACCGAAUUGGACAUUGUCGUUUCCGGCUCGUUGGACGGUACUGUGAAUGUGCAUACCAUCAAGAAUGGACAAUUCAUUAGGACAAUAAAUCCCAUCGGGUGUACGGGUCUGAGAAUUGAAAUAUCCUUCAUUACGCUAUCGUAUCAAGGUCAUAUAGCCUUCUCGGCACUCGAUGACACCUCACAUUCGGUGCACGUGUUCAGCAUUAAUGGUGUUAACCUCGGUUCAAAGUACGUAUCCGGUCGUGUAACUGGGUUGACCGCAGCAUCCGACUACCUGGUGGUUUCGGACGAUGCUGGCGAUGUUACGAUGAGCCGCCUGUAUGGACUAAAACCCAUCUUCGACAUUCCUUUGCACGUCCCGACGCAAACAGUUGUCGGAACAGGGGGUAAUACGCAUCUGUUGGCGCCCCUACGCGAUGGAAGCUUGGGCGUGAUCGGAAUCCAACAACCAAUCGUUUAUAAAAAGCAUACCGUUCUAAACGUCUAACCUUCCGCAAGAUUCCACGUCUGGUACAAAUACCAGUAUUUAUGCUAGUUACAUCCACGCACAGUCAGUAUUCCAAAUGUAGAAAUCUAAUUCGAACCGUGUAGUUCUCUCCUCAAUUAGAAUCAUGGUUUACAAUAUUCAGUGUCAAAAGGUGUCGUACUUAAUACAGGCAUGCGUUAUGUUUUUAUUGUGUGUUUUUAUAUUUUGUUAAUUUUAUUUUCGCCAAAUUGGACUAGUAAACAAAUCAUUGUGUUGUCAUAAGAAACCUACCAUCCUUUGCGUGUAGAAUGUAACCGAUAGUAACAGAGCAUGAGCUCAAUCGCAAUUUUUCCUCAGCAUUCAUGCAUUUGCAAACUGCUUUCCCCUGCUGUAUUAUUUCUUGACGACGAUAACAUAAACAAAUAUUUCGAUAAGAAUCCUUUUAAUAACGCAAAACUAAAGGUCUAUAAAGUAGAAUAAUGUGAAUGUUGGACAUGUUGUUAUAGCUGAAUAUUGGAACGAAGGUACAUAUUGUUUUAACAUUGUAAACAAAAACACGGAGAAAAGUAAAAUUUGUAACCAAUGAAAAUAAAUCACAGACAUAACGUUGAAAUAGCGCAAGAACGCUAGUAGCAAGUUGUAGCAAAACGACACUGUAUUGUUUCCUAAAAAAGAAAGUGAUCGUGAAUAGAUUUGCCACUGUGAGUACCAACCGGCAUCGGUUUGUAGUUGGUGCAGUAUUUAUGUUGAGGUUCGUGAAUGGAAAUUUCAGUUCACAAUUUCGAAAAGAUUUUUAUUUAACAUCUGAUUUAUAUUUUUCCAGAUUGUUCUUCUCACUGCUGUUACAACUCAAACGAAUAAACUAUACU